AUGUCGGCCAAAUUCGAAAUUUACUAUCCCAUGCUAGCAUCCAAGCUCGAGCAGAAUGCUCUUGCGGUGGCGGGAUGGGGAAUGCUCGGCGCUGUGCUCUUCGGAGCCUUGUUUGUCUGGUCCUUUGCGGUUGACGCCAGGAUGCCGAAGCUGCCUAUUGCCAUGCAGGAAGAGGUGCCAAACAAGAAGAAGCGAAUUGACAUUUUCAUCAAAGAUACUCGGAGACUGCUCAUUGAUAGCUACAAUAAGUUUCAAGAUCAAGUCUUUGGAAUCACGACCACAGAAGUUUCUCUCUCUAAAUGGCAGUUUAGUAUGAAAAAGUACACCAAAGUGGGCAAUCUAGACGAAAAGCAGAUCAACAUUGUGAACAGAAAGCUGAAUCCAACCCUUCCGCAAUAUGUCCCUGUCAUUCAAGAGUUGAUCCGCAGACACUGGCCACUGGAGAGUUUUGACAAACCUACCGUCACAAAGCCCUGGCCGCACGUCAUGCGCCUCGUCUCCCGCAUCUCGGCCCGAGUCUUCCACAGCGCCGCCUCGGCCGACAACGACCACUGGCUAGACAUCGCCAGUGAACAUGUACACUCCGCCGUCGUAUGGACCGAGAACCUGAAGAAGUGGCCCGCCAUACUCCGUCCCCUAGUUUACCGAUUCGUCAAGGGUAGAGGGUACAUGAUGCAGCGCUUCGAAGAAGGCAAGGCCUUGGUGGCUCAGACGCUGGAAAACAAGAAGGCAAAUGGGGGCAAGCCUCUGAGUGACCCUCAGUCGCUUCUAGAUUAUCUCUACGAGAGCGAGCUGGGCCCUGAUAAUGUCGAGGCGCAUACCAUUGCCCAGAUUAACCUGUGCGUGGCUGCCAUUCAGUCCAUGGCUGCGACGGUGACUCAGUGUCUCAUGGAUCUUGCUACGCAUCCCGAGUAUGCGCCAGAGCUCAUUGAGGAGAUAAAGACAGUGAUUGAGAAGAACAAUGGUGUGGUGGAUAAGCGGGUACUGACUGAGGUGUGGAAGCUGGACAGCUUCAUCAAGGAGACUCAACGGUUGAACCCUCCCGACCUGACUAGCUUUCAGCGAAAGGCUCUCUCAGACAUGACCUUGUCCAACGGCCUCCGCAUCCCUAAAGGCGCCCGCAUUGUCCUUCCAACGGGAGCGAUCAACAUGGACCGGGAGUUUUUCGAAGACCCCCAGACCUUUGAUGGCUUCCGAUACUACAGGAUCCGAACUGCAAAUGGGGAGGCCCGGAACACAAACCAGAUGGUCACUGUCGGCAAGAAGGACUUGACGUGGGGCUAUGGCAAACAUGCCUGCCCCGGUCGGUACAUCGCCGAGGUGACCAUGAAGCUGCUCGUGAUUGAGUUUCUCAUGCGCUAUGACAUUCGGCUGCCGGAGAAUGUGAAGGAGAGGCCGAAGAAUAUUGAGUUUGAGGGCUUGAUUAUCCCAGAUCCCGAGUGGGAAUUGACGAUGAAGAGUCGAUGA
Messenger RNA from Fusarium falciforme, 1467 nucleotides. RefSeq lists its product as hypothetical. The record is from RefSeq and is a predicted model, not a curated record. Bases 1 to 1467 code for a protein of 488 amino acids. NCBI's taxonomy places the organism in Eukaryota, Fungi, Ascomycota, Sordariomycetes, Hypocreales, Nectriaceae. The transcript is spliced from 7 exons. Gene Ontology annotation, molecular function: heme binding; monooxygenase activity; oxidoreductase activity, acting on paired donors, with incorporation or reduction of molecular oxygen.